AUGGCCGAGUCUCAGCUGGGCUGCCUGGACGAUGGGCACGUGAAUGAGAAGGUGACGGAGGCACACGCUGCCUUCUACUACUGCGAGCGGCGGCGAGCCGCCCUGGAGGCGCUGCUGACCGGUGGGGACAGGGCCUACCGGGACGUGGUGACCAAGGAACGGCUGCCCGACUUUCUGUCCGAGCCCGAGCGCCAGGCGCUCCGGGCCGACUGGAGUCCCUACGAGGUGCAGCCGCCGGGCCAUGCCAAAAGCAAAAUCAAGACCAGGGGCCAGGCCCCCGCCCCCACCCCCACCUCACCUUCCGCCUCGCUGGCCUAUUGGCCUGACCGCUCCGACACAGAGGUGCCCCCGCUCGACCUGGGCUGGACAGACAAUGGCUACUACCGGGGCGUCAGUCGCGUCAACCUGUUCACCCACCCUCCCAAGGAGGAGAAGGCACCCCACCUCAAGGAGGUGGUCAGGGUGAUGAUCCAGCAGGCUCAGAAGGUCAUUGCGGUGGUCAUGGACCUUUUCACAGAUGGGGACAUCUUCCAGGACAUUGUCAAUGCUGCCUACAAGAGACGGGUCCCAGUGUAUAUAAUUCUGGAUGAGGCAGGCGUCAAAUUCUUUCUAGAAAUGUGUCGGAACUUGGAGCUCAAUGAUUUCCGGAUCCGGAACAUCCGAACCCGUUGUGUGACUGGUGUUGGGUUCUACACACCUACUGGAAAGGUCAAAGGAACUCUCUCCUCCAGGUUCCUAAUGGUAGAUGGUGACAAAGUAGCUACAGGGUCUUACAGAUUUACUUGGAAAUCUUCCCAUGUGGACAGAAAUAUGCUCCUGGUAUUGACAGGGCAGUACGCAGAGCCUUUUGAUGUUGAGUUCCGAGAACUUUACGCCAUCUCAGAGGAAGUGGACCUAUACCGGGAGCUGGGCCUGACAGGCCUCAAAUACUCCUCCACGGUGGCCCGUAAAAUGAUCAAUCCAAAGUAUGCCCUGGUAGUGGGCAGCCGACAACCCCCUGGGGAGAUGAUGCGCUGGGCAGCGCGACAGAAGCAGGAAGCUGGAGGAGGCAAGGAUGAACCAGAGGAGGGAGGCCGAGAAGGCUCUGAGUCUGCCCGACGCCUUGACAGCUUUCUCCAUGACCUGGUCACACUGGAUCAGGUGCUGCCUAUGAUGGACCUUCCAUCCUUGGAAGGGUCGGACUAUAAAGGUGGCAAGGGGAGUGCCCCUGGGCGCCUAGAACUAAAACCCAAGGGCAAAGAGGCUUCUGGCCGAGCUGGGAGGAGUGAGGCUACCAAUGGAGCACCCGUCCCCAGCAAAGAAGGCAAACGCCUGGGCACCAAGUUCAGCUGGAGAUCUAAGCGUGCUCCCGCCAACGGCAUGAUCAGCUCCCUCUCCACUGAGACCUUCUCCGAAGGGGAGUUUGUGGUAGUAAGGAGGCCAGCCACGAACCCAAGUACCCAAAGUGCCAAUGGUGGUGUCCACAGCAACGGCAACGUUUCAGGCAAAACGAGCCUUAGUUCUUCAAAGGCGAACAAAUGUGUGAUUUCCUGAAUGUGGCCACUGCCUUGCCUAGGACCCCCAGGUGGCCCCAGACUUCUCUGGCUCCACUGACUCUCAAAAGUUGCCUUGGAAAAGGACUCUUGGAUGGACCCCUCUGGAAUCUGCACCUUCAUUCUGGUCAUCAGCCUUCUGACUAAUGGCCUUGGUCUUGGCUAGCCUUCUGAACGAUGACCAACUGAGUCCUGGACAAGUUCCUCAGCUGUGCUAGAUGGGGGGUGGGGUUCACAAACAAAUCAUGUUUACACUUAGUGGGAGUGGGGAGAGAUACUCCUCCCCCUACCUUUGUGCCUGAAUUGAUGAGAACCAAAGAAUAUUACUAGCCUUAUUUUGUUUUGUUUUGUUUUCCAUUUUGCUGGUGAUUCUGGAGUACAAAGUUGAAAACUGGACAAAGGAGCAAAGCACCUUCAUGCUCAUAGCCUAGGAGGGUAACCUCUAUUAUGGUUCUAGUCAGAGGUCCUGUGUUCA
Gracilinanus agilis (Agile Gracile Mouse Opossum) is the source of this 2007-nucleotide messenger RNA. It is a transcript of the gene SACK1F, whose product is annotated as family with sequence similarity 83 member F. The record is from RefSeq and is a predicted model, not a curated record. NCBI's taxonomy places the organism in Eukaryota, Metazoa, Chordata, Mammalia, Didelphimorphia, Didelphidae. Bases 1 to 1533 code for a protein of 510 amino acids. The transcript has 5 exons.